AUGUCGACCACUACCAGACGAUAUCGCUCCUCGACCUCCGCCUCCACACCGGCAGCCGCCAACCAGAAGUCAAUCCAAGUUCUGCAAGCUCUUCUCCAAGGCCUGUCCAGCCAGACCAAUGUCUCUACAGACAGUGCAUACCCCGAGAUACUGCAGCUCACCAACGGCCUCAGAGCUGUCGCACAACAAAUAUCUGGGCCCAAUAUACCUUCGCAGCAGGAUGCCUUCCGGCAUGCCGGCGGCUUCGAGGCCGUUUUCAAUGUCCUGCGAAGCUUCUCCGGAUUUUACGAUCCCGACAAACGAUCCAACAAGGAAAUGACGUCGCUCUUCCAAUUGCUGGCUGCCACGCUCGAUGUCUUUGCCGCCGCCAUGAAUAGCCACUCUGGCAAUAAGCGCUUCUUCAAGUUCCGUGUCGAAGGCGGCGGAUGGGAGGCUCUCGAGCAGGCCAUUGCCAGCAUUGGUCUCGGCGGCGUUGAGCCCAAUCCCUGGGUUAGCUGCCACGUCUUUGGCAAGCUUUUUGCCUUUUCUCUCGGAGACGAUGCCAUCGAUCUCCUUUUCCAGUCCAUUGCUGAAACACUGCGCCAUGAUAACGAACGAUCCGCGGACAACACCGACGAGACGGAACAGGAUGACCAGUGGGAUCUUGUCCUCGCCAAAUCUAUGGAGUCGAUUGGACCCAAGGUUCGCGAAUUGGUGCAAAACACGACUCGAGUUCAAUACCCAGAAAUGCUUCGUGCUAUUGUCAGCUUUUGGUCGUCUCUUCCCCGUGAUAACGAUGCCGCCGCCACGCCAGCCUCUCUCUUGGUCCUUGAAACCAUUCUCCGUGCUGCCGAGGUGCUGACGUACAACUGUGCCGCUAUUCACUCCACUGGCGUCAUGUCCCAGUUUCUGCGUGUCGCCUUCUCUCCAAACACGCCCUUGUCCGCUGCCGAACGUAAAAAGAUAAUGGCCAUUUGCCGUCGGCUCAUGUUCUUUGGUGUCGAUAAGCCUGCUGACACACAAUUCCUCCUCUCUGUGCCCGGCUCGGAAGCCUCCGAAUUCUGUCUUGAAAUGAUGGGCAGAUACCACGGCCCUGCAUUUUUCAACUUUGAUCUCUCACUGUACGGCCAUUCGUCUCUCGAGCUUCCAAGUCUUGGUCGUUCGUUCCCACCACAAUCUUCUGCUGGAUACACCUUCACAGCCUGGAUAUACAUCGACCAUUUUGAUCCGUCCACCCACACGACUCUAUUUGGCGCCUUUGACGUUUCUCAGACGUGCUUCGUCCUCAUGUAUCUCGAGAGGGACACGCACAAUUUCAUCUUGCAGACGUCAGUAUUCUCCAAUAAGCCUAGUAUCCGCUUCAAAUCCACCGAAUUUCGAGAGAAGCAAUGGUAUCACAUAGGCAUUGUCCAUAAGAGACCAAGGACCAUGACAGCGAGCCGCGCCGCCUUGUACGUCAAUGGCGAAUUCUGCGAGCAGAUGCGAUGCAACUAUCCUCUGACUCCGCCGCUAUCCAAUAAUAGCAACGAAAGUUUUGCAUCCUUCAACUCUGGUCAGAACAAAACCAAUCCUGUCCAAGCUUUUAUAGGUACGCCAAGGGAGCUAUCUGGUCAACUCGGGACGGGCCUCGUAUCUUCGCGAUGGUCAUUGGCGUCUGCACAUCUAUUCGAAGACAUAAUUGGCGACGAUUUCCUGGCUGUUCAUUAUGGUCUCGGUCCUCACUAUCACGGGAAUUUUCAAGACACACUGGGCGGGUUUCAAACCUACGAGGCAUCCGCUCAGCUGGGUCUUCGAAAUGAGAUUGCGCAUCCUGGCAAGGACGAAAGUUCCGACAUCCUGAGAGCGGUUCGAGACAAGGCGAGUGUGAUACUGCCAGAAUCAAAGGUUUUGCUCAGCAUUCUUCCCUCUGCAACGCUUCCAGAAAAUGUUCAGUUCCUUGAUACGGGUCUCUUGCGCUCCCUCCCGCGUUCCGCUUCACGUGCGCUGUUCAUUGCUUCAAACAAAGAUGGGGCGCCUCUAGCCAUCAACUCCGCUGUCCCCAACAUUGCUGAUGCCCUCUUCAAGCCUCAAGGUAUCGCAUCAUUCCGAGGCAGUCCGACCAUCGCACUACCGUCGUACCUGGACGAAAACCUUUGGCGUCUUGCUGGGUUCACCUCGCUGGCGUUGAAGCUACUAGAAAGGGCCAUGUCAGUUGAAGAAACCAUUCGCACCCUUGAGAUCAUGUUCCACUGUAUUCGAACGAGCUGGAGGAACAGUGAAGCUAUGGAACGUGACAACGGCUACAGUAUUCUGGCCAUGCUCCUUCGGUACAAGAUGGGAUUUGUGAACGGACUGGCUACUGAGUUCUUCGCCAUCAAGCUGCACCUUUCCACCGAGGAACGCGACAGUCUAGCUUUCAGAGUCUUGAGCCUGGUACUCGGGUUCGUCGGCUAUAAUCACGAGAACCCCCUGGAUUCACUGAUUGUCAACCCACUUGCCUAUCGCAUCUUGCUGAUUGACCUGGACCUCUGGCGGAAAUCGGCCCCUCGCAUCCAAGAACUAUACUACAAACAAUUUGUCACCUUUGCUGUCAAUAGCAAGCAUCAUGAAUUUAAUAGCAGGAGACUGAUUCGGAUGCGCAUUGUCAAACGGCUUCUUGAUGCAAUGAAAGGUGAAGCUAUACCGGAAGAGGUCUUGCCGCACUUCAUGCAAACGUUUGAAGUGUUGGUGAAAUCAAACCUCAGCCCCGAAGCUAUGCGAUCACUAUCGCUCUUCAUCACAUACGCCUUCCACGUUCCAAGUUCGUCAAUGUCUAGGUCCUCGCGACCGCUUUCUUCGCUUUCCCAGCCAGCAACACCAAACUUGAUGAGGAGGCAAACUGGUGAUGGUAGCGGUGCAAGCAGUCCGCUGCCAGGGGUGAAAUAUCUCACCAAGAAACAACUCGGUGCACGGGUGCUCAGUAUUUAUUCACAUAUACUGUGCGAAAAAGGAAAUUUCAACUACAUUCGCAAGUUUGCCAAGACAGUCACAAACAAAUGGCUCCUCUAUUUGCUCGCUGAAAACGACAAAGACAUUCUUCUGCAAGGUGCGACCAUCCUGUCGAGGCUGUUGGUUGCUCAUGGCUCGGCCUAUACUUCAAAAUUCGCCAGCAAGUCUGCAGGCUUUGCAAUCAUGGCAAAUCGAUUAAAGCGAUUCUGGUACAGCGCUGCGCUCUGGCCGGUGGUUCUAACUCUGCUGUUUGGUGUCGAUGUGGCCGACCUUGACACAGACAAGUGGCUCGAUACAGGUUAUCUACUUGGCGUAUUUGGUGAUUGCAAAGUGAUGUAUCCCGAGGCCUCUAUCAUCAUCACGUCUAUGCUUCAGCAUGGACUGAAUGACAUUCUCAAGCAAGACGAUAUAUCAGAAGCGACCCCCGAUUCGGAGCUUCGACCAGCAUCUUCGACCGAGCCCGCAAAAACGUCCACAGACGGCAUGGCACGAGUCUUCCAGGCUCAAAUGACUUUGGGACAACAUGCAGAUCCUGUUAUCUUGCAAAAUAUGCUCAAGCUCUUCCAUGAGCUGUAUGAGAAAUCCGCCGAUUUUCGAGACUUUGCCUUUAGUUCGGACUGGGUUCGACUCAUUUUUUCCAUGCUGUAUCCUGUUAUUGUCAGCAGCGAUGCUGUGACGCCAGAUGUCGAACUGCACUCUCGAGACUCGACUUUGAACUUUGACGGCAGCGAUGUCAUUAUUCGACCCAUAGGAUUAGCUUCUGGCCGUCCGGCGCCCAUUGUACGAACCAGCAGCGUUGACUUGAGCACCACGCCGCAGUCAACGCCCCCCAAAGGGACUCUUCUCCAACGUGCUUCUUCAUUUGUUCUGCUCACCACACAAAGUGUACAAGAAGAUAGCAAGCAUCAAGAGACUACGUCUCGUCCACUGAGCAGCAAUAGGCAAUCUGGUGCUCUCGUUGACAGCCUCUUAGAGCUUGCAAUCAAAGUCUUCAUGGACCAAAUUUUCAAACGCAAGGAAUUUUCUGGCUUUUUCCUCUUCACAAAGGUUCCUCCUGGGUUUCAAGAACAUCAAGCUUAUUUCGAAUCCUUUCUUUCGAGGAAGAUCACUGCAAACUCAACAGAACAUACUCUGUCAAACCAAUCCAUGUUGUGCGAGCCAAAGCUAAUCACGAAUCUGGCACGACUCUGCCUGCACUUGACAGAGGCUGUAUUUGAAGGAUGGUUCAUUGAUGGCGCUGAAGUGAUCAUUGAUUUUGCAGGAAUGCUGUUAGAAUACCUUCAGCGACCGGAUAUUGCAAGCUUGAAAACCGUCAGGCUGUGCAGCCAGUCCGUCACACUGAUCCGUACGUGCCUACUACGCGUCAUUCUGUUGAAGCUAUCGGACAUGGACAGGCCCGAAAUGACAGAAGAAGCUGCUAUGAAGUUUAUGAGCAAGCUGGCGUAUUGGCAAAUGUCAAUCUUGGGCUGCUUCGCGGCGGAGGAUGAGUACCUGAAACUCUUUUGGUACCAACUUUAUGCCAAGCUCGUUGACGAAAGGGACUCUUUACGGCGGUCGGCGGCCAACUUCCUUCGCAUAUUGCUGGUGGCGAAGCCGGACGAGUCCACUGCUCUCAUUCGCUCCUUCAUGGUCCCUGGCCACAAGCAAAUUCUCCACGACUUUUUCAAGAUUACGGAGCUGGACGACGACGUGUUCAUCGCAUGGGUGGACCAAAACCGACCGUCCCUUGAUCUGCUAUUCUUUGGAGGAAUGGCCAAGACCUGGGAGAACUUUGUCAGCCUUGAGAAUUUGCGUACGCAGGAAACGGCCAAGACCCGCCUUUCCAAACGAAAGGAUAAACUCAAGCAAUGGUACUUGGAAGGCGUGGCAAAAGACAAACUUCUAGCCAGUCAUGAGACUGGAAACAGCGCUUGGAUGAAGAGCAUUUACAAUUCCGAGCACUUCAAGUACCAGAGAUUACUCCAAGAUCAACAGGAUGACUUAUCAUUCCUCAUUUCUGCAUACAAAAAGAUGGAGAUGGAUCUGAGACGACCCGGCGCUGUGUUUAGCGAUCCUCGGCCUCUGAAGUGGAAGCUUGACCGGACCGAAGGGCGAAAUCGUAUGCGUCUUCGAUUGCUGCCGGACUUCUCUACAGAGAUGGAAAAGUACCGUUCUAAAGAGAAGGGAGUUGCAGCGGCAGCCUUGCGAGUCAAUACGGCGACGGGUAGUUCGCCAAGCGCAGCGCCUACUACGCCAACGUUGGUCACAACACCGGGGACAGCUACCCCCGGAAACACCGCUGAAGCUGAUACUGAGCUGUCUUUUGAACAAGAGGACAGCGGAUUCACACCAGAAGACGACUUUGAACUGAUUGAGGACCCAAAUGACGCAAACGACUUGGAUGAGAACUUUGAAGACAAGAAUCGUAAAGUUAUGCGUCGCUUGGAACAUGGCGACCAAGUCCAAGCGGCUUACAAUGUUUCUCGUGUAACGGGGCUCGAAGCCUGCGAGGGAAUAUUAAUUAUCGGUAAAGAUGCGCUGUAUAUGAUGGACAAUGUGUUUCAGACGGCCACUGGAGACAUUGUUAACGUUUGGCAAGCCCCGAUGGAAGAACGUGACCCCUUUACGCGAAUUGUCACUGGAACUAAGACUCUAGAAAAGCGACAAACAGCCGGUAACAGAGAUCAGGAGUCUAGACACUGGAAGUGGCAAGAUACCAUCAGCAUCUCAAAGCGUCGCUUCCUGUUCCGUGACGUCGCCAUCGAGGUCUUCUUCACAGAUGGCCGCAGCUACCUCCUCACUGCGAUCAACUCAGUCGUUCGGGAUGAGAUGUUCGUCAAGAUGCUCUCCAAGGCGCCGCACACCAGCGCCGCCCAUGCUCUCCCCAACCCAGAAGACGCGUGGAGGUUCGAGGCUUUGAAAAACUUUGACGAGUCGCAGCAAGGUAUUGGCUCUAAACUGGGAACAUUGUUCAACACGUCGCCAUGGAAUCCAUUGAUGAAGCGCUGGCAGAAGGGUGAAAUGUCCAAUUUUCACUAUCUCAUGAUGGUCAACACCAUGGCAGGCAGGACUUUCAACGAUCUGACGCAGUACCCAGUGUUCCCCUGGGUACUGGCCGACUUUACGAGCGAAGAGCUUGACCUCAACAACCCCGCCUCCUUUCGUGAUUUGUCUAAGCCUAUGGGUGCCCAGACACAGGAACGAGUACAGGGCUUCGUUGAAACGUACAAUGCUCUCAAGGAAAUUGAACAAGCGCCGUUUCAUUACGGAACGCAUUAUUCGUCUGCCAUGAUCGUCACGUCUUACCUGAUCCGCUUACCACCGUUUGUGCAGUCCUAUCUCUUACUGCAAGGUGACAGCUUCGAUCACGCCGACCGACUAUUUCAGUCUAUUCCUGAUGCUUGGAAGUCGGCAUCCUGCCGCAACAAAACGGAUGUCCGAGAACUUAUACCGGAGUUCUUUUGCCUGCCUGAAUUUCUGACCAACGUCAACGGAUAUGACUUUGGGCGACGACAGAGUAACGGUGUCAAGGUCGACAACGUCGCUCUGCCCCCGUGGGCCAAGGGUGACGCAAAGAUUUUCAUUGCCAAGCAUCGGGAGGCUCUGGAGAGCCGAUAUGUGAGCGAAAAUCUCCAUCACUGGAUCGAUUUGAUCUUUGGAUAUAAGCAACGAGGUGAAGCGGCCGUGGAAAGUUUGAACGUCUUUCAUCACUUGUCGUAUGCUGGUGCUAGCGAUCUGGACCGUAUCACGGACGCAAAUGAGCGCGCAAUCACUGCGGGUGUCAUUCACAACUUUGGACAGACACCGCAUCAGGUGUAUUCCAAGCCGCACCCGCCGCGUGAAAAUGCAAAAUGCCCGAUCAAGCGGCUUGACUCGUCGGUGCAGGCACUCAUUUGUCUCCCGAACCCGUUGAUAGAAUCACACGAACGAGUAGCCUCCCUGAUAUACUCACCGAAACUGGACCGACUGCUAUGUGCCUCGCCCUUUCGCCUGAAUUUGCCACCGUACGACAAAUUUCUGGAAUGGGGGUAUGCGGACAACACGGUCCGCUUCUUCUUCAGUGACAAUCGCAAACCGGCUGGGUUGUUUGAAAAUCUGCACAUUGGACAAAUUUCGUGCGCCUGCUUUGCCGACUCCAAGACUCUCAUUACGGCAGGCGAAGACUGCGUUGUUUCAGUGUACAACGUCAUAACGAGCCCAGGAAAGCCCGUAGAGCUUGUGCCCAAGUCCAGUCUGUUUGGACACAAGACUCCCAUCACAGCCAUUGCCGUCAGCAAAUCUUUUAGCACUUUUGUCAGCGUGUCGGCGGAUGGGCAGGGUUUGCUAUGGGACUUGAACCAGCUGACGUUCAUCCGCAAGCUCCCGCUCGUACGUCCCGUGGAAUGCGCGCGCAUCAAUGAUGUGUCGGGAGAGAUUCUGCUCUGCUCGGGGCCGAGCGUCAUUCUGUACACGCUCAACGGAUCCGUCAUACUCGACCAGAACGUCUGCCCCGACCCAGAUGACUACGUGCACGCGUGCGCAUUCUAUGAAGGCGCUGGCAACGAGUGGCUAGAGAACCAACUUAUCUUCACAGGUCACAGCCGCGGCGUCGUUAAUGUCUGGCGCAAGAGCCACGCCAUGGGCAAAUGGUCUCUGGAGCAUCUUCGACGACUGGACCACGUCGACUACAAGACGGAUCGGCGCGACAAUGUCAGCGCGGGCAUUACCUGUAUCAGCCCGAUGCCGAACUGCGUAUACACGGGAGACGAAGAUGGCAGAGUUUUUGAAUGGAACUUUGCGGGCAGAGACCGAUAG
Molecule: messenger RNA, 7719 nt
Organism: Beauveria bassiana ARSEF 2860
Lineage: Eukaryota; Fungi; Ascomycota; Sordariomycetes; Hypocreales; Cordycipitaceae
Product: beige/BEACH domain-containing protein
Exons: 4
Coding region: 1-7719 (2572 amino acids)
Molecular function (GO): protein binding
Source: RefSeq, a predicted model, not a curated record